UUAAGUGAAUAAGAAUGCGUCAGUUUGCAAAGAACAAUAAGUAUUCUUAAAACUCUUUGUUUUCUUGUAGGUCCUUUAGCAUGCAUGAACAUCAACCACCACUGUUCUAAUCAGUGAUGGUUGUAACCACCACUGAAUACACCAUUAAGGCAGUGUCUUGCAGACUCAGAUUUUUUCGAGAAAUUCAAGUCCGGGAACCAAGAUGUAAAUGCCUUCCUUUCGUCAGAAAGGCUACAAACCUAUAGGGGAAACAAACCAUUCCAUGCAUUUUACUAUGGUUUCUCUUGCUGCUACCAAUAUGCAUUCUUACCAUGAAAAUUGCACUUGCGCAGGACACGACUCUGGUCGAAUGUUUUCACACAUCAAAUUCACUUCAGGCUGAGAGUGAAACUUUUCAUAAUUUGAUUAGAAACGGAACCAAUGUGAUAUUCAUGGACUUGGUGUUUUCUGAGGGAGCAAAUACAGACAAUGCUGAAUUCCUUGAGAGACAAACAGUACAGCGUUGGGUAUGGAUAGGGAAGAAGUACCAAUAUGUCCUGGGGUACCCAGAGGAUGUAGACGUGUACAGCUUUGGCCUUUUGAAAGCUAAACAAGAGUCACUAAGUGUCAAUAUAUCCAUCGGCAACUUUUCAGAAGUUUGUAAAUCACAGUUUGAUAUUUACCUUUCACAAUACCUGCUAGACAUUAUAGAUGAGAACACGACCCGUACUUUUGAAGUACCAGAUGGAUACCUUUGUCAUUCAAAUAUAAAAGACGAUAAAAUACGAGAUGUUGUAAGUGAUAUAUCGGGCGUUCAGAUUGGAUAUAAUUUCAUGUGCAUCGCGGAUGAUGAAGACAAAUUUACUAUGGUUGAAAAAUCGUAUAUAAAUAUCAUUGUCAUUGUUAUAAUUAUGUUGGUGUAUUCUUUCUACCCGCUUAUUAUAGAGUUAUCGUUUUAUGUACGAGAUACAGAAAACAGAUUUGAUAUGUACUACAUGUCUGACUCGCCUUACAGUCCUGCCAGAUUUUGUAGGUGUUUGAUCUUUACCGGAAAUAACAAGUACUACGCAGCAAUGCGCAUUAUAAUUCUAAUUACCAUUGUUACGUCAGGUGUGUAUUUACUUAAAUCAUAUGUAUAUGAGCAAUGCAACUGCUCUUUGAAAUCCACAAACAUAGAACAGGAUUUUCAACAUGCUGAAAACUACUACACCACCUUAACAAAUAACGCGUUGCUCGUCUGGGGCGUUGUCAAUUUUUUUCUUCUCAAUGUAGCAUUGUUAUUAAACUCUGAUGGCAUACUAGACGACUUCUUAAUCGUUGACUUUACUGGAUUACGUAAUGGUGAUUUCUUCCUAAAACUAAUACCAGUGGCUGUCUUCCUAAAGGAUCAUCAAAAACCAAGGACUUCGUUAAAAAUUCAAAAGUUAUCGCUGAUUUUAACCUACAAGUUUUGGUCCAAGAUUUUCUUCAUUAACAGCAUUACUUCCAGUAGUAACUUUCCUCACGUGCAAUGCAUUAUUACAUUUCCUUUAAACGUUAUGUUGAUCUUAUGUAAUACGUUUUGUCCUUUGGUUUCUAUUCUUUAUGCGUUUUAUGUAAAAUUCAUUUCGUUGGUGGGUAUGUGCAUAUUUUCCUCUCCUAUGAGGAAGCUUUCAAAAUCUAGCCCUCGCAUUACUGUUAUUUUUCAAUGUAUUGGCAGUAUGUUCACCCAUGUAGGGGCUCUGGCCUACAUCAUCACUUCUUACAUGUAUUCAUUUAACAUUUUCUUUUACGGUAUAAGUUAUCUUAUUCAGUUUUUUGUAUACACUGCGCUUUUAGCUGUACCUCAUUUUUCUGUAGAAACAUUUAUAUAUGUUAUAUAUCUUACUUCUCUUGUGUUAUACAUUUGUCGCUAUAUUUAUCAAUUUACAAAACUUUAUAAAAAUCUUCUAGACGAGGUCCAUGAUCUUACGGAGGAUAAACGCAUUCCUAUUAAAUGUUUCAAGGAGAUUGUUGAUAAAUAUUUUCCUCUUAGAAUAGAGGUGUUCUUUCUGUUUAUAAAGAUAAUAUCAUCGGUUUUAUUUUUUCUUAUAAUAUUUGAUACCAUGCAGAGAGUCGGAUAUGUAAAAAUUGGAGCCCAACCAGAUUUGACUACAUUUAUAACACUUCUCUUCCUGUUUGGACCCCCGCGAAUUGUUGAAAUCCUGCUUGUAACCGACUUUACAAGCAGGGUCCAUUUGAAGCAUUUAGAAAUAAAGAAAAUUGUCGAGGGAAUGCGAAAUACAAUAAAGGAGAACUCUGUUACGACAGUUAACAUUUUAUCCGAAACAGAAACUCGCCAAUUGAUGGACGGUGCGUUUUUUAAGUAUAUAUAUAGAACAUACAAAACAAACUUUAAACAUCCUAAAUUAAACGUCCCAAAACAAACUCAAAAUGCUUCGGACAUUGAAUUGGACAGCAAUGGAAGUACAGGAAGUGAAACAUGUGAAGAGUGUUGGCGGAAUCGGCGCUAUGAAAAUUGGUGUUUCGAAGAUGGUCAAAAUUUCUGUCGAUGUUGUUGCAACUGUGUGUUUCGUUUCAUCUAUACGCUUUGUUGUGGAUGUAUGUGUCCUAUUCAUUUGAAUGAAUGUCUGUAUUGUAUGAUAUUAAAUGUAAAACAGGAAGAACAUUCAAUCGACGUCAAAACUAAUCGUAUUGAAGUCAAUUACAGCUGCAUCCCACUUGUUGAGGAGCAUGGAAAUCAAGACGACACCAAUCUCAACACUCAAGAGGACACUGCCGUAUAAGCUCAACAGGAUGUUGAUGGUAUAUUCCACUGUAUGAUAAACCCGAAACCCUAAAGACAGUCCUGAUGUGUCGGAACGAAAAGUUGCAAACUUUAUUAUCUGAGGAAAAUGAUACCGAAGGGAACAGAAUGCAUGUAAUAAUGAUUUUUUUUUUACUUUAUCUAAUUGAACUGUACUAGUAGAUAAUAUCGUAGUUACAGUCUCUACGAAGCUGUGGCAUCUUUCCUGUGCAACUAUCAUUAACCACCAAAGCAUAUAAUUCACAUAGUAAUCAUGUACUCACAUAUUACAUUUGCUUCUCAUUUGAUUAACAUUGAAACUUUUUUUUUCAAUAAAUGAUGGAGGUUACAACAGACUCUUUUAGAGUCAUCAUUUUGAAGAAGAAAAAUCGGUCGUUUUUGGUUAUCUCUUUUUGCAAAUACAACCUGUCACUUGAUCAAAUGUUGUCUAACGUUCUUUACACACUGAUUAUGGAUUACUCCAUCCACCUGAUCAAGAUCGAGGACUCAUGGCAGGUAUGCCCGGCAAACAGGGGAUUAUUACUCUUUCUAGACGUCUGGUCCCUCCUCUGGUAUUUCCAGGGCUCCUUGUUUACCCUGCCAUUGUUUAUAGGAUUUAUUAGAUUUAUCACCAUUUUACAACUUCAUUGUUUUUAUUGUAACUGAUAUAUUGAACAUUGGUUAAAAUAUUGCACUGUUUGGACAUUUCUUUAUGAUUUCUGUUAAAAUCUUCUUAUAAAAACUUUUGAUGAAAGUUUUGUUCGAAUUGUAAGUUUUUUACCUGGAAUUUUCGUUUUGUGUGUUUAAGGAUUGAAUUUUUCUCAUUGAUAUUCGACGUAUUGCAAAAUGAUUUUGUGCUCUGUUUUAAUUGUGUCCAGAACACAAUCUUUUCAUACAUUAGAAAAUUUAAAAUUCUAUUGUGUCAGUUGUGCAUACAAAUUGUUUAAUGUGCAUUUUGUCAUAAUUUGCGGGAUAAACACUAUUUGUCUGAACAAACUCUUUUGUAAAGCACCUUUCCUUAAGAUUGUUUGGACUUAAUAUCAUAUUAUUAUUGUAUUACGAUAGAUAAAGAAAUGAUGUAAAUAAGGGAUCUUGAAUCAAAUAAGAAAAAUAUUUGUUAUUUAGUGGGACAUCAUAUUGUUAGACAAUGAUGUACAUGUAAAUAUAGUAUGCAUUUUGUAAUUGAUGACAUUUGACCCUAAGUUUCUUCAUUAUAUUUGUCAUAACGUUUGUUAAAAACUUAUUUAAAACCGUAGGCUCACUGGGGGCCGUCAGGGAAAGUCAAACACUCACAACCAAACAUAUUUCAAUUAGUUAACCGCCUAAAAUGGCUGACAUAUUGCCAAAACGGCGUAAAACCUCACACAAUCUCUACAAAACUGAUUAAGAUCUAUGUAAAGAUUAUUUUCUUUUAAAAAUGUGACAUUCACUAAUCACCAUGCUAAGUAAUUUCAGAUUGUGUCGAAUGGAUGCAGAAAGGCAAAUUAUGGUUAAUAUUGUACUCUGAGUGUUGUUACUUAACAAUAUAAAAUAUUGAUUUCUAAAUAAAAUUUAUCAAUUUCA
Ostrea edulis (European flat oyster) is the source of this 4306-nucleotide messenger RNA. RefSeq lists its product as uncharacterized. The record is from RefSeq and is a predicted model, not a curated record. Lineage: Eukaryota; Metazoa; Mollusca; Bivalvia; Ostreida; Ostreidae. The transcript is spliced from 2 exons. The coding region runs from base 312 to 2744 and encodes 810 amino acids.